Molecule: messenger RNA, 737 nt
Organism: Fragaria vesca subsp. vesca
Lineage: Eukaryota; Viridiplantae; Streptophyta; Magnoliopsida; Rosales; Rosaceae
Exons: 2
Coding region: 63-569 (168 amino acids)
Molecular function (GO): zinc ion binding; nucleic acid binding
Source: RefSeq, a predicted model, not a curated record
GAAAGAAAAGACUGGGUCUGAUAUCGUCCUCUCCCUCUCUCAAUCCCUAACCUAGCCGCAAGAUGCUUUCACCGCCGAUAAAUAUGCCUGGCCCCGCAGUCCAGGAUCCGGCUGGAAAAGUCCUUCACCCCGCACCGGAAGUUGAUGCUGAGCCCGAACCAAAGAAACUUUGUGCCCCACCAUCAUAUCCCGGUUGCAAGGCACAGGAUUCUUGUGAUAUAUAUUAUUGCAAUUAUUGUGAUAAAGAGAGCGAUCACAUCACCCCUGAGUGCCCCUAUGAUCCCGAUAAUGUCUAUGAUUCCGAUGAAGAUGAUAUUGACCCGAGAGUUGGAGAAUACCAGGGGGAAAGGGAGGGCUAUUCAUGGAAUUGCUUGUUGGGAUGCGGUGGUCUCGCAGAUUGUUCAUUUGAUCAUGGUAAAACCGGAGGAUUAUAUGGUAAAACCAAAGGAUUCUAUGUUCUCAAGGAUUGUAUCACAUGUGGUAAGGAGGGUCACUGGUGUGAUGAGUGCUCAAUCAAACCAAGAUUUUUUACAUUUACAGAAGAGGCGCAGCUGGGCGCAAGUACUUGAGAUGAAGAAAUUAUGAUAAAUCUUUAGUUAUAUCUGACUGGUACAGGGACUCCCUGAAAUAUUAGGUUUGUGUUUCAAAUAAAUCCUUAUUAUGUAUGUGAUAGUGAUGAAAUUUAUCUAUUUGGCCGUGUCUCAUUCAGAGUAGGAAAUUUGUUUUUGUUAUCACCA